AUUACUGUACCUAAAUAAGAAACACAGAUAGAGGAAAAACAAUCCGGACAGUGUCGCCUUGUCACCGUGCGUAAAUGGAGACUCGUUUGUAUGACCGUGUGGUGAAAUAAUAGCCGACCUAUGUAGCCGUUAAUUCUAUUGGCGCUCUAUUAUUUGUAAAUGUAUGAUUGUGUCAUUGUUCUUAUUUCGUUCUGUCAAUAACUCAACAUCGGUAAUAACUCAUGUCCUGUCCCAUUACCCGAUAGCCCCUCUGGUCUAGAGGUAGCUUUCAUACUGCUUCACAGGCAUACUUCCUUAAUACUGCUAUAUGAGUGAUGGCAAUGCCAGUAGUAGAAUCUGACAGUAGCAGUGGUGUCAUACAUCUACGGAACCGUAGCAGUAACAGCACCAGCGUUCGCGACAAAACCUCCAGGGCACCGGAGCGCAAUGGUUAUGUGAAAACAAGUUUCAUCCAGCCACUGCCCGACAGUCGAGAUCGAGAUGGUGAUGGCUCAUAUGGGUCGUGCAUGGUGAGGCUCGUGUUCAAGAUAUGGAGUUCGGAAAGACUCCGGUGUGUAGUAUGUGUGGGCUCACUGUCUGUUUUUCUCGCUCUGGUGGUUAAAUUAGCCGACUGGAGGACUGAGCUCAGUAGCAGCGGUAACAGUAACAGCAGGCUGCACUACGGCUCUCCUGUUCAUUUCGUGUCAGGCUGCGCAGGGGAGUUGUUGCUAACUCUCUGGCAUCUGAUCUCGCCUGUAUUUACCCUCGUAUGUGCCUUAUUUUGGGUGGGUUUGCAUUUGAUCCGCUGCGGAGUGCUUAUCCAAACCGCCCUUUUCCUCCUCACACUUUGCCACCUGGGAGAGACAGCGGCGUGGGCUCUAGUGCACGGCGGGAUUUGGACGGAUGAACAACAGCCGUUUUCCUUCAGCACGUCAGCGGCCGCGGUCGUGCUCGCCUGCCUGGCAACCGGCACACUCAUGGUAGCGCGGCUCAAGCACGGCAUCUCGAUCAUAGUGUUCGUAAGCGUCGUUCGGACUAUCUCGCUCAUCUCGCUGCACAAAGUCCGGGCUACUUGGAGACCUUACGUGGCGUACCUGGUGGGAGUGUUGGGCAUCCUACUGGCGAGGUAUGCUGAUAGUCUACUUCCGAACCAAGGGAUACCCAGGGAGGGCUGUACCCCCUCUGUGACUGGGACGAGGGAAGGGGACGAGACCCCUGUGUUUAAAAGGCGAAGGAGGUCCAGUUCUGUGAUUUCCACAGACAUGGCACACAGUCAGUCCAACAGCAAGUCACACAGGAGGACCUCGCUGCCAUGCAUUCAGAGGGACCAGAUGCCAGAAUGGGACAACAAAAGAAGCUCAAGAGGAUCUCAGUCGUUGGGCACCAGUGUGGUGGUGGAUAUAGCUGUGAUGGGCGAGGCCCACGGCCUGAUCUCAGACCUGCUGGCGGACCCCUCGCUGCCCCCCAACACCUGCACCUCCCUCCGUGCCGUCAGCAGCCUGCUCACCACUCAGCUCAACUUCCAGCCCCUGCACCGUCCGCGCCUCGCUCCCCUGGGCGUCAACCUGGGAGACGCCUACAUCUGCUCCGACUCAGAGGAGGGGUCUGAGAAGACAGGGGAGAGGACCAAUACCUUACCUAAGCGUCUGCGGCGUAGCCUGCACCCGGGGCUGUUGAGGAGGAUCUCCUCCACAUGGACCACCACCACCUCAGCUACGGGCCUGCCCACCAUCGAGCCUGGACCAGUACGCAGGCCCAGCAUCAGCAUCAAACCCUUCCACGAACCGCUCACCUGCAGCUGUGGGAGACCGUACAUAAAGCUGAGCCAUGAGGAGGGAUCCAUGGACAAAGGGGACAGGAUACACCGGACAGAGGAUCAGGUGGUGGCAUCGUCAGACUACGACAGUACCCACGAGGCCAACCACAGCGACAGCAGCGACGUAGCGCCGACAGAGGAGGGGGGCGAAGAAGGGGGCAAAAACACCCCCCAAAACCUCAUCAUGCUACCUGCAGAGGAAAAGCCCCAGCUGGCCCCAGAGCCAUUAGUCAUGGAGGACUUGGAGCCCCUAAUGAGCCAGCUAAACCACUGGAACUUCCCCAUCUUCAGCUUGAUGGAGAAGACCCAGGGCAAAUGUGGCCGCAUCCUCAGCCAGGUUUCUCACAGGCUUUUUGAAGACACAGGCCUAUUUGAGACCUUCAAGAUCCCGGUUCAAGAAUUCAUGAACUACUUUCAUGCUCUGGAGAAUGGCUACAGAGACAUACCAUAUCACAACAGAAUCCACGCGACAGACGUUCUCCAUGCUGUCUGGUACCUCACCACACAGGCCGUACCAGGUCUGCCUAGCCUCAUCACUGAUCAUUGCUCUGCCAGCGACUCAGACUCUGACAGUGGCAUCACCCACAGUCACAUGGGCUACCUGGUGUCGAAGACCUACAGCGUGUCGGAGGAUGGGUAUGGUUGCCUGUCGGGGCUCAUCCCAGCCCUGGAGCUCAUGGCUCUCUACGUAGCAGCAGCCAUGCAUGACUAUGACCACCCUGGGAGGACUAACGCCUUCCUGGUGGCCACAAGCGCACCACAGGCAGUGUUGUAUAACGACAGGUCGGUGCUCGAGAACCACCACGCCGCCUCGGCCUGGAAUCUGUUCAUGUCCCGUCCAGAGUAUAACUUCCUGGUCAACCUGGACCACGUGGAGUUCAAACGCUUCCGCUUCCUGGUCAUAGAGGCCAUUCUUGCCACUGACCUCAAGAAACACUUUGACUUCCUGGCAGAGUUCAAUGCCAAGGUAGGCGAUGACGUGACGAGGGGUAUUGAUUGGUCCAAUGAGAACGACAGACUGCUGGUGUGUCAGAUGUGCAUCAAGCUAGCGGACAUCAACGGCCCACUGAAACACAAGGACCUGCACCUACAGUGGACCAAGGGCAUCGUCGAUGAGUUCUAUGAACAGGGUGACGAGGAGUCCAGCCAGGGCCUUCCCAUCAGCCCCUUCAUGGACCGCUCUGCUCCUCAGCUGGCUAAGCUCCAGGAAUCCUUCAUCACCCACAUCGUAGGACCGCUCUGUAACUCAUACGACUCCGCAGCACUCAUGCCCGGACGUUGGGUGGAGCCUAACCCCGAGGAGGAGGAGGAGCACGAGGAAGAUGAAGAGGAGGAGACGACAGAGGAUGAAGAUGGGUCUACUAGCUCAGAGGCAUCGCAGAAAGCCAAAGCAGCUCCCAAAAAGAGGAGGAAAGUGUUCUGUCAGAUCACCCAGCACCUGAUGGACAACCACGAGAUGUGGAAGAAGGUGAUCGCAGAGGAAACCCCCAAGCAAAACAAUGUAGCUGAGCCAAUCCUAUCCAUCCACGAGGAGGAGGAGGAGCCAGGGAGCAGGGAGGAUGUAGUGGAGGGGGAGGAGCCAGAAGAGGAAGGGGAGGUGCCAGAGGAGGAAAUAGACGAGGAGUGGCCAGCGCCCCCGCAGGACGAGUCUGAACCUGCAGAAGAGGCGGGGCCAGAGUGAGGGCCCCAAAGGCUCAUGGCAAGUGCUAUUCGGGAUCCUUGGGAUAUUGCUACCCUAAACCCUAACCCCAACCCUAAACUUAACCAUAACCCUUACCUAACCUUAACCCCUUACCUAAACCAUUUUAAAUGUAAACUUAAAUGGGGUAGGGAUGUCCCAAGGAUCCCAGAUAGCAAGGACCAAAGGCUCAUGGGAAUGAAACUAGGCAGCCGUAAGCCCGAGCCAGAACAUGAAAUCACUUUUUCUAUCCUAUUGACAAACAGGCUGACUGAUUUUAUUAUUUUUUUGCCAGCACAUUCACUUAGACACAACACUGUAGAAGUUUGGGACAUUGUGCCUAAUGAAAAUGUAACACAGGGUGGGAGAUAUUUACUUGUGGUUUACACAUUUUAUAUAUAAAAACAAAGAAUACAAGUCAGGUUCAGAAACAUCGGUCAAUCGUCCUCUUGAGGAACUAUCCGUUAUUACAAUAACUUACAGGAUCAUAUACUGGACGUAACAAACUGGUGUAAGAAGUCAGGAAAUACUCAGACUCUUUUUUGCUACCGUCAAGAGCGGAUUGAGACUUAGUCAUGAAGACCUCAAACCCAUUGUGUAAACAACGGACUGCAGAGACUGCCGCCAAUUUAUAUAUAAGAAAUAUUUUCUAAAUGCAAUUAUACUUAAACAUCACAUGCACCUGUACUCAUGUGUUUUGUUUAGGGGGGGAUUUUAAGUAUUUUCUCUGGGUCUGAUAAGUCUCAGUAAUAUGGUUCUAUUUUUACUAUGUGGAUUGAGAAGGGAAAAAUUUGACUGAACAGCUUCAUACAAAUCUACAUUUUCCAUCUUUAUUAAAUGUUCUUUAAUUGAUUCCACAAUGCAUCUCACACCUAUAUUCUGUAAGCACACGACAGCAAACAUGCCCUCUAGGCAUCUUUUGUUUUACUGACAAACUGAAACGGUCGGUAUAGCCCACCCUUUUAAUAAGGCCCCUCUAGGAUCUAUGACAUCGACAGAACCAUCAGCUGGUAACAUUUCUCAUGUCAUGGUACUCCAGGUGAGCAGAACCUAUGACUUCAGUCCAGGGUCUUUUUUGACCAAUGGCUUGGUUCAGAGGAAGUUGGAACACACUACAGGGUCUUUUUUGACCAAUGGCUUGGUUCAGAGGAAGUUGGAACACACUACAGGGUCUUUUUAGACCAAUGGCUUGGUUCAGAGGAAGUUGGAACACACUACAGGGUCUUUUUGACCAAUGGCUUGGUUCAGAGGAAGUUGGAACACACUACAGGGUCUUUUUGACCAAUGGCUUGGUUCAGAGGAAGUUGGAACACACUACAGGGUCUUUUUGACCAAUGGCUUGUUUCAGAGGAAGUUGGAACACACUACAGGGUCUUUUUGACCAAUGGCUUGGUUCAGAGGAAGUUGGAACACACUACAGGUGUCAGGAGAGGAGUCAGAAAAAGAGAUGUUAGUACUGUAGGUCUUAUGAGUGUUUCUCUAAUACAGUUAAAGAAAACAGGCUUGUGUGCCUGCUAAGAUAAUAUAGUCCUAUGACUAUAAGGCAUAGUUCCUCAACCUAACUCAAAGACAGGAUUCUUCCUCUACUACCAGAUAAACUGAUUACAUAGAUCACCAGGAGACAAAAUACUGUUUUUUACUACUUAUUGACUAUUGAUUCUCGUUUCAGUAACCCAAUAGACACAAACAGUUAUUUUAGUUUGCUUUUAUUUAACCAGGUAAGUCAUUGAGAACACAUUCUCUUUUACAAUAAUGACAUACAGGUACAUGGUAACACAGGAUCACACACACACACACACACACACACACACACACACACACACACACACACACACACACACACACACACACACACACACACACACACACACACACACACACACACACACACACACACACAGUAUACGAUCUCUAAGCCAUACAAGGAGGAACCAUUUACUGUGAGGUGGUUUUAAGGGAGAGAGCAGAGUAGCACAUAAUGGUCCUAGCUUUGACAGCCAGUCUCCAUCCUAAAUGGCACCCUAUUCCCUUUAUAGUGCACUACUUUAGGCCAGGACCCCAUGGUACCCUAUUCCCUAUAUAGUGCACUACUUUUGACCAGAGCGAGCCCCUCCCCUACAGAGCCCCCCCCCCUUCUAUUAACAUGUGAACACACACCGUAAAUAACAUUACACACAACAGAUCAAUGACAAGGCUCCUCUCUGUGUACUGCUGCCAAACACUACUAUAAACACUGUGUAUGCUUUAGGGGUGAACUGGGUAAGGUGAAUUAAUUGCCUAUGCUCCUUGUACAUUUUGGGUUCCCUCACCUUUCAUCCCAAAUUUUACAUCGUUCUUUUACAUUAUCUUUCUCAAUCAGGUUUUUAAUAAUUCUUCCAAGUGAAAAUAGCUGAUUGUUGAUAUGAUGACUUGUUUAGUGCGUUGCAUCGAUAGCAUACUCAGUACAGUAUAUGGGAUAAGCUACAUAGUUGUAGUGGUUAGCAACACUUUAUGUAUGCUAUAUAAAGCCUUUAUAGGUUGUAAGUUGUAAAGGACUUUUUAAAAUGUAUUUUUGGAUUGGAAUCCAGGUUUAUGUAGAGUUUAAUCCAGAGCCUUCCUGCAGGAAAAAAAGACCCCAUGUUCAGGACUUCAGUGAACUUUCUAGUGGCAGACACAAACAUUUCAUCCAUUCAUGUUCCUCAGAGACAAAGGGCCAUACUGUAUGCAACGCUUGGCUUCACUAUAGAUGCAGUAAAGAGGUCAAUGGAAUGCAUACCGUGGGCGAUGGAAGGACGCUGGACUUGCAGACAUUUAACAAAUCUGAUCCAUCAAAGUGGAUAUUGGUCAAAUCAGUCAUGAUGCAUUGGUAACGGGCCCACAAUGUGGUUACUAAAAUCUGAUGUGGAUAUAUUUGGCUGUUUUCACCUCAUAACAUGUAAAAGUUGUCCCUUUUCAGGUUUCGAAGAAGUGACUGCUAAAUGCUAACUCCUGUUUGUGUAAGCUGGUAGCGUAGCUAGCAUACAGAAAUCAGUGGUUGUAGUCAAAAGUCGUUUUUUAAAAUUGUAAUGCAGUUGAUUGAUGACGAUGACAUCAACAUGUAUGGGGGUUGACAUCUAUACAAGCAUUAUACUCUGAUUUUUACCUCAACAUAGUGUGGAAUACACAUGUAAACAACAGUCUAAAUGUAGGAUCAUUUGGCUGGGGGGGAAAUGAGGAGAUUCGGGAUCUUUCUCGCAUGGCAUCUUUCCCCCACACGUUUCCAUGGCAUUUCCAUUGUUUUGGUCGAGUUCCAUUGACCUCUUUACCAUCUGUUCUUUCUAUAUGGUCUUUAUUAUUUAACUGAAUGACACUGUGUGGCCAACAGGUUACCAUUUACAUGAUAUGAUUCUGAAUGACACUGUGUGAACAGCAUGUUACCAUUUACAUGAUAUGAUUCUGAAUGACACUGUGUGAACAGCAGGUUACCAUUUACAUGAUAUGAUUCUGCAUUACAUGUGGUCUAAGUCUUUCUAUAAACUGGGUGGUUUGAGCCCUGAAUGCUGAUUGGAUGAAAGCUGUGGUAUACCAGACCGUAUACCAUGGGUAUGACAAAACAUACAUUUGUACUGCUCUAAAUACGUUUAUAAUAGCAAUAAGGAACCUCGGGGGUUUGUGGUAUAUGGCCAAUAUACCACGGGCUAAGGCCUGUAUCCAGGCACUCAGCAUUGUGUCGUACAAGAGAACAGCCCUUAGUCGUGGUAUAUUGGCCAUAUACCACACCCCCUCGGACCUUAUUGCUUAAAUCACACACAUCAUAACAUAUGGUCAGUCUCUCUCAGUGUUUUUCUGUGAUAUCAAACAACGCUGUUGCCACCACCUGUGAAACUGCAAUAUGAUAUGUCUUUUCCAUUUAUUUACAAAAGUUCGAAAAGACCUGGAAUGUUUUGUGAGAUAAUAUUUGGUGUGGUAUGGAGCCCCAUAUGAUCAUGUUAUUCAUUUAAUUGGACAUUCUAAUUUCUGAUGCAUGAUAGUACACAGAAUGAUUGUUAAACACGUGUGUGUGUGUGUGUGUGUGUGUGUGUGUGUGUGUGUGUGUGUGUGUGUGUGUGUGUGUGUGUGUGUGUGUGUGUGUAUAUAUAUAUAUAUAUAUAUAUAUAUAUAUAUAUAUAUAUAUGUGUGUGUGUGUAAUAACGUCCACCUCUGAUCUCUUGUCAGUAUGGCCUGCCAAUCGGAUGGAUGCACACAAAACUAUGAGACAUUAAACAUGUACAACUGUAGAGUUUUGUUUAUUAUUUUGAAUAAUGUGUCACAUUUUUGCAACCUUGACACAGCUCAUUUUGUUUUGCUAUGACACAGUGGUCACUGAUCAGUCAAUCUCCCCCCUGUUUGUCUGACUGUCAGAGACUUCCAGCUCACCUUUUGAGCGAAGCCUGGGAGCCAAGCCUAGUUCCUAGUUCCUACCCCAUACCAAAAUACCCAUCUUUGAAAGUUCCAAUGUAAAAUAGCACUCUUUUUUGUCUAAAUUCAUCUUUAUUUGCCAUAAUUAUUGGAGAAAAAAAAACAUGUAUUAUCUUUUACAAUGAGAACCAAACAUGCUUUCCUGUCCUCUAAACAAUAAAAUUAGCCUUGUAUUUUUAUAUACUGUAGUUGACACAUGAUGAUGAUUAAAUGACUAAUGGUUUCUCUCACCAGUACCUUGCACUUAACACAUGUAGCAAUAUUUACACUUAAUAAAAAAAAUACACAGUAUUUGUUAAGUAAAACUUGUUCAUUUCCUUGCUGGUUGAUGCUCCAUUUUGUACAAUAUAUAUGCUGUACAGUAAAGAAAUAUUAAAACAAACAAAAAACUCUUUUAGAUAUACAUUAUUUAUUUUUACCAUUUUGUAAUUUAGACGCUAUACUGUAGUUACUAUAUUGCCAGAAUUACUGGAAGUGCCUAUUGGUAUUAUGUGUACUAUACAGUGAAUAUGUUUUGAGAUCAGUAGAAGUUGUCACACGAUGAACAAUGUGGAUGUUGUGAUGUGAAAUACAUUGAAUUACAAUACUUUAAUUUCUGUGGUA
This is a messenger RNA of Salmo salar (Atlantic salmon), 8492 nucleotides long. Its product is annotated as cGMP-inhibited 3',5'-cyclic phosphodiesterase 3A. Gene Ontology annotation, biological process: signal transduction. Lineage: Eukaryota; Metazoa; Chordata; Actinopteri; Salmoniformes; Salmonidae. The record is from RefSeq and is a predicted model, not a curated record. Gene Ontology annotation, molecular function: 3',5'-cyclic-nucleotide phosphodiesterase activity.